AUGGCAACUGCAGAAGGUAAAGGAAUCGGGGAACGAAAGGACGCGAAUCGGGAAACAGCGGGGUAUGAGCACCUCAGGAAGAGAAAUGGUUGUGAGAGUAACAUGGAGGCUGGAUUGAUCGAUGUAAUACGGCGUACAUUUGUCCGGUCAUCACAAGGUAUGAUGAUUGCUGCUGUUGUUGCAAAAGCGAGAAGUGCAAAAUCCAUUACGGUAGACUAUGUCGACAAGACAGAUACAUGGACGCGUCCAACCAACUAUCCUUCAACCAACGUCAAAGCGGAGUUUUCCCAGGUCGUUGAGGACAACGCCAGCUCCCUCCACGAUGACACAGCUAAAGUUGCUAUGAAGGAGUCUGAACAUCAGAGUGACAAGGAUAAGCGGAAGCAUUACACUGCCUUUGAAUUAAACCAGGAUGGCAAGGUUAUCAAGGUUUCUCACUUUGUCAAGGUCAUCUAG
This is a messenger RNA of Amorphotheca resinae ATCC 22711, 456 nucleotides long. RefSeq lists its product as hypothetical. Bases 1 to 456 code for a protein of 151 amino acids. The transcript has 2 exons. NCBI's taxonomy places the organism in Eukaryota, Fungi, Ascomycota, Leotiomycetes, Helotiales, Amorphothecaceae. The record is from RefSeq and is a predicted model, not a curated record.